AUGCCUGUGCCACCACCUAUAGUGCAAGACCACUACGCCAACGACCGAACUAUUGCUCUUACAAAAGAAUUUAAGAAGAUGAAACCACCCUUGUUCAGAGGAGGAAUUGAUUUAUUAAAGGUGGAGGCUUGGGUACUUGGUAUCGAGAAAUUGUUUGAAGUCUUUCCAUGCACGGAGGUACAAAAAGUCUUGCUAGCUGCUUUUACACUAGAAGAUGGGGUGUACCGUUGGUGGAUGCUUAUUCAAGGAGAGCAUCAAGAGAUGAAUUGGGCUCAAUUUUUGAAGAUCUUCUAUGAGAAGUACUUCCCACAGAGUAUUCGAGACAAGAAGGUAAGAGAGUUUGAAAAGUUGAAGCAAGGGAACAAGACCGUAGCAGAGUAUGAAGCGCAAUUCACCGAAUUAGCCUGUUUCGCAUCGUACAUAGCCGAUAUGGACUACAAGAAGUUACAAAAAUAUGUGAAUGUAUUAGAUCAGACCAUCAUAGUAGAAGGUAACCAAGUCAACCGCAAUCGGUACUCGGAUUGGAAGGUCAAAAGGUAA
This is a messenger RNA of Camellia sinensis, 540 nucleotides long. Lineage: Eukaryota; Viridiplantae; Streptophyta; Magnoliopsida; Ericales; Theaceae. The record is from RefSeq and is a predicted model, not a curated record.